Molecule: messenger RNA, 1472 nt
Organism: Camellia sinensis
Lineage: Eukaryota; Viridiplantae; Streptophyta; Magnoliopsida; Ericales; Theaceae
Product: putative carboxylesterase 12
Molecular function (GO): hydrolase activity
Source: RefSeq, a predicted model, not a curated record
GGAAAAAUAACUUAAAUUAUUGAGACAGAAACCAAAGUGAAUUUUACGUAUCCAAACAACGUGGGCCAAUCUAAUGUAGACUAAUGUUAACCAGAAAAAAAUCUGAUGUAGACUAGAGAGGGGCUAUCUUCCAAAAAUUGACUACAUCCUGAAUCAUGUCCAUCUCCAUUACCAAUCACAAUCUGUUCAUUUCUCUCAUUAUAUAAUUCUCUCUCUCUCUCUCUACCACACACUCAAUCAUCUACCUUCUUUUCUUGCUUCUUCAUCUCUCUUCAAUGGACUCAAACAUUCUCCAACUAGCUUACGAUUUAAACCCAUUCAUUCGAGUCUACAAAGAUGGCAAAGUAGAGAGACUCAUGGGCACCGAGGUUGUUCCUCCAUCAACCACCGAUCCAAAAACCGGCGUCCACUCCAAAGACCUCGUAAUCUCGCCGGAGACCGGUGUCGCCGCUAGGCUCUACAAGCCCAAAACCACAACCACCGAUCAAAAACUCCCUCUCCUUAUCUACUUCCACGGCGGCGCGUUUUUCGUCCAAACUGCCUUCUCUCCCACAUACCAGACCUUCCUCAAUUCUCUCUCCUCCGAAGCCAAUGCAAUUGUAGUCUCUGUUGAUUACCGGAGAGCUCCUGAGAACCCGCUCCCAAUCGGGUACGACGAUUCGUGGGAGGCGGUCAAGUGGGUUGCUUCUCACACCUCCGCCGUCGCACACGGUGGCGGUCUGGUGGAGGAGUGGCUGAGAGACUAUGCUGACUUUGAGAGAGUGUUCUUUGGUGGAGAUAGUGCUGGUGCUAAUAUAGCCCAUCACAUGGCCAUUCGGGUCGGGUUGGAGGGCUUGUUGGGCGGUGUGAAACUCGUGGGGAUUGUUUUGACGAACCCGUAUUUUUGGGGGAAAGAUCCGAUUGGUGGGGAAGGGACUAAUAUGGAUAUAAAAGCACUGAUGGACGAGUUUUGGAUCAAGGCAUGUCCGUCGAGUAGCGGGUCGGAUGACCCGAUGAUAAACCCGGUGGUGGAUCCGAAUUUGGCAAGGCUAGGGUGUAGCAAGGUCUUGGUUUGUGUAGCUGAGAAAGAUGUGUUGAGAGAUAGGGGUUGGCUUUAUUGUGAGGCAUUGGGUAAGAGUGGGUGGGGAGGAGUGGUGGAGAUUAUGGAGAGUGAAGGGGAAGAUCAUGUGUUUCAUUUGGAAAAGCCCAAUUGUGAGAAAGCCAUGGAUUUGGUGAAAAGAGUGAUCUCUUUCAUGGGCCUGGAGGCCCAUGACAAGGCCCAAUCAUAGUGGUGGUGAGAUUCAAGAUUAUCUCAUUGGAUUCAUCUAAAAUAUAGCCAAUGAUCAAUAUCAAUGUAUAUGUAAUAUUUUGAAGGAAAAUGCUAAUUUCAAUCAAAUGUGUAACAUUGUAUUGAAAUGAGAAAAUUGCAUUCAAAUUCUAAUAAAUCUGACAUUAUUUCCACCUUAAUGUCACCUAAUGGGCUAUUUUUAGCA